AUGUUGCUAUUACUGACGACGGUAGCUAGAUAUUAUACUGCCAGCAUAAUCGUGGGCACCCUCGCGUUGGCCUACGGGUCCGUACCUCUGUAUAAAAUGAUAUGCCAACAAACCGGCUGGAAUGGCCAACCUGUCCAAGUCCACAAUGCCGGAGAUGGCGAUACUGCCUCACGAUUGAAACCCGUCACCGAAUCGCGUCGUCUUCGCAUCACAUUCAACGGGUCUGUAUCUGACGUAUUACCCUGGAAAUUUACACCACAGCAGCGAGAAGUCCGUGUCCUCCCUGGAGAGACUGCAUUGGCUUUCUACACUGCCACCAACAAGGGCCCCGCAGACAUCAUCGGCGUAGCGACAUAUAGCGUGACCCCUGCACAAGUGGCACCAUAUUUCAGCAAGAUCCAAUGUUUCUGCUUUGAGGAGCAGAAACUGAACGCGGGCGAGUCUGUCGAUAUGCCGGUGUUUUUCUUCAUUGAUCCGGACUUCGCAAAGGAUCCGAGUAUGCGGAAUAUAGACACGAUUACUUUGUCAUACACCUUUUUCAAGGCCCGGUAUGACGAUAAUGGUAUUUUACGACCCACGGCGUAG
Talaromyces atroroseus is the source of this 585-nucleotide messenger RNA. Its product is annotated as Cytochrome c oxidase assembly protein COX11, mitochondrial. NCBI's taxonomy places the organism in Eukaryota, Fungi, Ascomycota, Eurotiomycetes, Eurotiales, Trichocomaceae. Gene Ontology annotation, cellular component: mitochondrial inner membrane. Gene Ontology annotation, molecular function: copper ion binding. The transcript is spliced from 3 exons. The coding region runs from base 1 to 585 and encodes 194 amino acids. The record is from RefSeq and is a predicted model, not a curated record.